Molecule: messenger RNA, 928 nt
Organism: Lontra canadensis (Northern American river otter)
Lineage: Eukaryota; Metazoa; Chordata; Mammalia; Carnivora; Mustelidae
Product: neural Wiskott-Aldrich syndrome protein-like
Exons: 6
Coding region: 1-879 (292 amino acids)
Source: RefSeq, a predicted model, not a curated record
AUGGUUCUGAUGCCUGCCCCAACAAGGAUUGGAAUGGUCGCAGGCAAGUGGUUUUCGGAAGCCACUAUUCAAUCUCUCAAAAACCUCGACAAUAUUCAGCAAGACUUUGAAUGUGUAGAAAUGUAUACGACGGAAGAAAAGCCUAAGCCAAGCCAUCUACGCAGGGGCUGCGAAGACAUCCUUUCUGUCCCUUCGAAACUCUCCAGACGCCAACGGCAGCUCCGGCUCCCCAGUGAGGAAGCUGAGCCCAGAGCUCCCUCAGGGCGCGCAGAAAAGCCCGGCGUGGGGUUUCCUCGGCAGGUUUGGCCGCCCGCUUGUCUCUACCCCCCAUCGGGCCCGGGGCGUCUCGGGCGCCUUGGUGCUGCCUGCAGCCCCUGCGCGCUGCCCCCGGCCCAGGCUGCGUGGCCCAGAGCGCGCCAGCCGGAGCCACAGCCCCCUCUUGUCGCGACCUCGCCUGACCCGGCUCUCCCCGGCGCCCAGAGCCAACUAAGGCCGCCCCCCACCCGGACGCCUGUCUGCCUCCCAGCUCGCCUUCCCUCCCCGGACUUUGGAGCCUUUUCUGCUUUGGGGUUUGGAUCCCGGUCGCCCAGGAGCGGCGGAAGGGCCGCUGCAAUAGGAAAGCAACGGAGAAGGCCAGUGGCCGGAGCCUGUCCCAGCCCCCACCCCGCGGGUAACCUUGGAGGCGCCCUCGGAGUGAAUCCGAAUAUCGAGUAUGAAUCUUCAAGCGGUGUCUCAAAGAAUAAAAACUCUUCAGAUCUGGAUAUGGACUCGCCAGAUGGAAAGAUCUUUCAGGAGAAUUACUACAUCAGUCAAUUCAACAACCACAUAUUAAGUACUCAUCAUUGUAGUCACUUAAUACAUUUAAGACCUUGGGACUAAUUAUAUCAGAGGCUUCCCACAUCUGUAAAAUGGAAGUAAUAAUACCUAA